AUGGCAAUCAGCGCCGAAUCUUUGAUCUUGACACCAGCUGAGGUGAAAACACAUGUUAAUGAUAUCCAAGGUGCAGUUGUGCAUGGGAAAGGAACGACGAAGAUAUCAAACGGUAAUAACGAUAGACCCGAACCCACGGGAGAAAGCUUUUCCACACCGUACGAUGUCCUUACAGCUGCCCUCCCGUUACCUGCUCCAACAUCUUCAACUGGGUAUUGGUGGCGAAAGACAGGUCCCCUGAUGAGCAGCCUUCUAGAAAAGGCGAAUUACCCCCUUUAUAAGCAUUACAAAUACCUUCUUCUCUACCAUACCCAUAUCCUCCCAUUGCUGGGGCCCCGACCAAUUGAAAAUUCGGCGCAAUCGUCAGACAAUGAAGCAUGGAAAUCUUUCCUGACUGAUGACUAUUCCCCCUUGGAGCCAAGUUGGAACGUGAGUGGCAGUUCUGAUUUUCGGAGUACGAUAAGGCUUGGGAUUGAGCCAAUUGGUUUUGAUGCUGGAACAGCUGUAGACCCAUUCAACCAGGCAUCAGUUGCACGGUUCUUUCAGUCUCAUAAUGCAGCAGAGGUUGGGGUAACGGGCGGCUUGUUUGAACACUUCCGAAACGAACUCUUCGUCGGUCCUGAAUCAUAUACAGCCAUAAGGGAAACUCUGCCUAAGGGUGAGCACGUAACGCAAAGUUUUCUGGCAUUUGACCUGGACGCAGACCGUAUAACUACCAAGGCGUACUUUUUCCCUAUUCUCAAGGCACUGGUUACACGCCAAAGCACAAUAAAGGUGCUCUCUGGAUCCAUUAUGGCUCUUGCAAAGAGGUCCCAUGUGUGGGGCGCGCAGACAAUCGCGGCGGUAUCGAUUUUGGAGGCUUGGAUUGCCAGCUAUGAUGGAGCAAAAGCAGAAAUGAUCAGUGUGGAUUGCGUGGAUGAUGUCGAAUCCCGUAUCAAAAUAUACGUCCGAAUUCCCCACACUUCAUUGCGAAUAGUAAAGGAGGCCUAUUGUUUGGGUGGGCGUUUGAUGGAUGACAACACGGCUGAGAGCCUGGCUCUUCUGGAUACUACCUGGAGGACAAUGUUCAGAGCGACUGAUGAGGACACAGAACUGCCUCAUAACAGCCAUAGGACAGCGGGGACAAUCUUCAAUUUUGAAAUACGCCCAGGAAAAUGGUUCCCAGAGCCGAAGGUGUACCUUCCAAUCCGUCAUUAUUGUGACAAUGACUUGCAAAUAGCAGGUAGACUACAGGAGCUCUUUGGGAAGCUUGGCUGGUAUCAGAUGGAGAGAGAUUAUCGAAGAGAUUUCGAAGAUUUGUUGUAA
Trichophyton verrucosum HKI 0517 is the source of this 1305-nucleotide messenger RNA. RefSeq lists its product as uncharacterized. Gene Ontology annotation, molecular function: transferase activity, transferring alkyl or aryl (other than methyl) groups. The transcript has a single exon. Gene Ontology annotation, biological process: alkaloid metabolic process. The record is from RefSeq and is a predicted model, not a curated record. NCBI's taxonomy places the organism in Eukaryota, Fungi, Ascomycota, Eurotiomycetes, Onygenales, Arthrodermataceae. Bases 1 to 1305 code for a protein of 434 amino acids.